This is a messenger RNA of Sesamum indicum (sesame), 2726 nucleotides long. RefSeq names its product protein kinase STUNTED. Gene Ontology annotation, biological process: protein phosphorylation. Lineage: Eukaryota; Viridiplantae; Streptophyta; Magnoliopsida; Lamiales; Pedaliaceae. The record is from RefSeq and is a predicted model, not a curated record. Gene Ontology annotation, molecular function: ATP binding; protein kinase activity.
UUUUCUUAAUUUUAAAUUCUUCAUGGCUUUGAACUAAGAAAAAUACUAAUUCAAGAACUUUAGGUGCGCUUUUGUUAUCAGGUCCUUAGUUUUUGUGAAAAAAAAAAAUCAAUUUUUAUAGAUUUUGAAGUCCAUGUCACCCACAGUUCCUGCUGUUCUUGCUGGUAGCUUUUAUGGACUAGUUUUCUCAUGUAGCGGGAUGCUUUAGAACUGGAAGUUUUUGGAUUUUUCUGAUUAUAAGUUGAUGAUUAUAAAUUUAAAUGAAGCGCAGGUUCUGUUCAAUAAUUCAGUCCCUCUUUUCUUCAAAAGCAGUAAACAUUUACCCUGUUGGCUGGAGAAUGUCACAUUCAAAGAGGGACUUACGUAUUCAAUGUUUCUGGUUUGAAUUUUUGGCUGUGAUGCUCAGAACAAGUGUCGUCAAAAUGCACGUAAAGAGAGCCUAAGGAUGUGCUGCUAGCGGGCAUUAAUCAAGAAAUCGAAGGGAAAAUGACAGUUGAGAUGUCUAAUUUGGGGAAGAAGAAUGUGGUUGUGGGAAUAAGAUUUGAUGGCCAUGCUCAAGAGUUGCUGUAUUGGGCAUUGAUGAAAGUAGCUUGUCCAGGAGAUGAAGUUGUAGCUAUUCAUGUUUGUCGAAAUUCCGGUUGUGCAUCAAAUGAGAGAGCAUUGUUGGAUGGUUUCUUGGAAGACUAUCAAGGCCUGUGUGAACAACAGCAGGUUACUCUUAGUGGAGAAGUCUUCAAAGGAAAUUCACUGAGAAAAGUUGUGGUGAGAGAGGCAAAGAAACGUUCUGCAUCAGCUGUUAUAGUGGGGAUAACUAAGCAUAGUGCCUUCGAGGGCUGGGCUUCAGUUGCUAAGUAUUGCAUACAGAGAUUGCCUCCAACUACUGACGUUAUGUCGAUUUACAACGGAAAGGUUAUCUUCAGCAGGUGUUCCAAAAUACAAUUUGAAGGACCUGGAAAAACUCCGGAGCCUGGUUUUUGUUUAGCCGACAACUCUAUGUUCAAAGAUAAUCAGUCUGAGUUUGGAGAAUCAGAGAUAUCAGAAACAAGAAGGUACAGUUUUGAUGGAAGAGACAGCAUCAUGACUUCAAGAAACGAUGUUUUGAGCCCUGUUGGAAGACACAAGAGAGGUUCUCUGAGUUUAAUUCCGCUUCCCGUGGAAGAUUUUACAGAGCAGAGACCUGGUUGGCCUCUACUUCAGACACCUAGUUUAACAACUCAAAAAGCAAAAGAAGCAAGAAAAAUGUCGGUCGUGCAGUGGGUAAUGAGCUUACCCCGUCGUUCAUUGUCUGAAGUUUCUGAAUCUGACGCUGCCACACGUAAGGCCGAGGAUUCUCUGGAAAGAGAAAAUGGAGAGUUAGCAAGUCAGAAAGAGCUGCAGAAAAAUUUGGAGCUUAUACUGAAGAAAAAUCAGGCAGUUUGUGAUGUGUUCAGCCAUGAUGUCCUAAGAAAAUCCACUUCUGAGUUCUCCUCAGGAAAUCUUAUUGGAAAGGGAGGGUGCAAUUCUGUAUACAAGGGAAUCCUUCCUGAAGGAAAACCAGUGGCUGUGAAGAUCUUGGAAUCGUCAAAAGAGGCAUGGAAGGAUUUCAUGCGGGAGGUCGAUAUAAUGACGACAGUGAAGCACAAAAGGAUCACACCUUUGCUUGGAAUUUGCAUAAAAGACAAUAUGCUCUUAUCGGCUUAUGACUUUCUGUCUAAAGGGAAUUUGGAAGAGAAUCUAUGCAGCAACAGUAAGGAAAAAUCUGUGUUGCCGUGGGAAGAAAGAUUUCAAAUUGCUGUUGGGGUUGCUGAAGCACUAAAUUACCUGCACAACGAAUGCCCAAAGCCCGUCAUUCAUAGAGAUGUCAAGUCUUCGAAUAUUCUACCAACUGAAAAUUUAGAACCACAGUUAUGUGACUUUGGCCUGGCAAUAUGGGGACCUACGACGGCGUCUUUCCUGAUGGACACUGAUGUUGUUGGAACAUUUGGCUAUCUUGCUCCUGAGUACUUUAUGUAUGGUAAAAUCAGCGACAAGAUUGAUGUAUACGCUUUUGGAGUAGUUCUACUAGAACUUCUAUCAGGGAGGAAACCAAUUGGUCUGGAAACUACAAAAGGUCAAGAAAGCUUAGUCAUGUGGGCAAAACCAAAACUAGAAAGCGGCGACUUGAAGAGCAUGUUGGAUCCAAAUUUGGAUGGCAGUAUUGAUGAGGCUGAAAUGCACAAAAUGGCUCUUGCAGCCAAACUUUGCCUAACUCAAGCAGCCCGUUCUCGUCCCACAAUGAACCAGAUACUAAGUAUCCUGAAUGGAGAGGAAGGAAAACUGGAAUGUAGGAAACACGAUGAUUCAGAGACUCAUGAUGAUAAUGAUGAUGAAGUUUAUCCAGAUUCAAGCGCAGAAUCGCAUUUAAGUCUUGCGUUUCUUGACGUGAAUGACAACUGUACAUCAUUCAGCAGCCUUGAUCAAAGCAGCCCUCCUUGGGUCGAAGAAUACUUAAAGAAAAGAUGGAGCAGAUCAUCAAGUUUAGAGUAGUUUCUGCAAAGCCUUUGGACAGCUUUGUCUCUUGCACAGUUGAUCAAAAGAGAAGGCCUGCUGCGCCCAAUAGAUAUGAGGUGGUUUGCAGUGUGAUCAUAAGGAGUUGUUAGUGUGUGUUCCUUUGUCAAAUAAGCCCCAACUCAAAUGGGAUAUAAUACUGUAGGCUUGCAGCGAAAAGAGUCAAAUUCAGAAAUAAUAAGAUGAUGAGGUUUGGUUAA